AUGGCCGAUUUUUCUGAAUACACUGGCCCCAGCGCUGAAUGGCUGGCCCUGGAGGCUACGCUACCCGCAAUGCCCACAGACCUGUCAGUGGCACAGAUGAAGGAGAUGCUGAACAAAAGCCGCGAGGAGUCUGCUGCACAAGAUAUGAUUGACCAGGGACUCAGCUCUGUGGUUCAGAUGCACGACCACACCAUCACGGCGCGGGAUGGCGCCGUGCUUGAAGCGCGUACCUAUCGCCCCGCCGGCGUUCCCAUCUCCGAGCAUCUACCUGUUUUCUUUUAUGGCCAUGGUGGUGGUUUCGUGUUCGGGACAUUGGCGUCAGAGGAUGCGACAUGUUCUCGUAUUGUCUCGUCGCGCGCCAAGAAUAACACACCUGUCGUGGUGUUCAACCUAAACUACCGACACACCCCUGAGCAUAAGUACCCCGUUGCUUGGAACGAUUUCGAAGAUGCUUUUGUCUGGCUACAUGAGCACAUCGCUGAGAUCGGGGGUAUAAGCGAUCAGGUGGUUGUGGGAGGCACUUCUGCCGGUGGGUGUCUCAGCGCAUCGUUGACACUGAUGCAAUUGCGCGGAGAGAACGAGCGUUUAGCAGCCUGCCCAAAGAUCGCAGGCCAAAUCCUGAUGAUCCCUGUGCUGGUACAGUGGGAUCACUAUGCACCUCGACAGGAGUUGCUCAAGAGCCCCGAGCUCUCCAGCUAUGUGCAGUGUGCCCAGGCGCCUGUCUUGCCUCUCGAGCGUAUGCGGCUCUUUGACAGUCUGCUCGAUGUUCCAAAGGCCGAGAAAGGAACCGGAGAUCUUCGAAUUAACCCUGGCAAUGUGACUGCUGAGGAUGUCAAGAACUUGCCUCCCACUACCCUCGGGAUCGCUGGAAAUGACCCACUGAGAGACGAGGGCCUGUUCUAUGGAAAACAUCUCGCUGAAAAUGGGGUUCCUACCAACGUGCAUGUCUUCCCCGGUGUGCCUCAUAGUUUCCGGCGGUGGGGAGAAAAGCUCCCUGGCAGCAAAAGGUGGGACCAGCUUAUGAGCGAGGGCACUUCAUGGGCUCUUUCCAAGCCUGCAGCCGGCCCCUUUGAGAUCCACUCAGAAGAUAUUUAG
Molecule: messenger RNA, 1095 nt
Organism: Penicillium olsonii
Lineage: Eukaryota; Fungi; Ascomycota; Eurotiomycetes; Eurotiales; Aspergillaceae
Source: the annotation of a GenBank genome assembly